ACCAUCCAAAACCCAGGAAGAACAAACCCUAAGGGUUGAUCCGGCUGAAGACUUUCAGCGGGCAGGCUCCCGGGAGAGAAGCCCAACACCUCCUGUCACCAAAGACACGCAGCUACAGAGAUCUCCAGAAGCAAAGAGCUCGCAAUCUACGGAGAAUAGACUUCGACCAGUCGCAGGUAUCUAUGAUCGCAUUCUCUAGCCUAAUGAAACUCUCGGCUAACAUCGAGAAACAAUUGGGAAGAUAUUGUCAAUCGCCUAAUUUGGGAUGAAAAGUACGAUAGCACGGACUACAUCAUUGGUUACGAGGAUCGAUUCGACGGACGAAUGGAGGCCAGCCUUAACUCAUGGAAAAGAGAAUCGACAGAUGAGGAAUUUAUUCCACAGCAUCGCGUUCUCUACAUCAAACGCAAGUCAGACUCGGAGAUUGUAUGGGAUAGAAGGCGCAGGAUUGACAAGGUCUUUAUGAGUGGAAAUUCAGCCUAUGACUAUCUAGAAUUUCUGAAUUGAAUAUGUCCUAUUUUAUUCAAAGCGGAACUGAAUCUAAGGACUAUGGCCGUGUUUAUGGAAGACUUUCCACGGUAUAGGACCACCUACCC
Messenger RNA from Aspergillus ochraceoroseus IBT 24754, 596 nucleotides. RefSeq lists its product as uncharacterized. The transcript has a single exon. The record is from RefSeq and is a predicted model, not a curated record. The annotation marks the transcript as partial. NCBI's taxonomy places the organism in Eukaryota, Fungi, Ascomycota, Eurotiomycetes, Eurotiales, Aspergillaceae.